Condylura cristata (star-nosed mole) is the source of this 2101-nucleotide messenger RNA. It is a transcript of the gene CCT3, whose product is annotated as chaperonin containing TCP1, subunit 3 (gamma). Gene Ontology annotation, biological process: protein folding. Gene Ontology annotation, molecular function: ATP hydrolysis activity; ATP-dependent protein folding chaperone; ATP binding. The record is from RefSeq and is a predicted model, not a curated record. The transcript has 14 exons. Gene Ontology annotation, cellular component: chaperonin-containing T-complex. Bases 232 to 1869 code for a protein of 545 amino acids. Lineage: Eukaryota; Metazoa; Chordata; Mammalia; Eulipotyphla; Talpidae.
CUAACUUGCCCUGACGUUCUGACGUAGGAGGAGGAGCUAAGGGUGUCAAUUGGCCUGUUUUCCUGCCGGUCAAUGAGGUGGGCACGGUGAUUGGCGGUGACCCGUAAGGUAGCGGGUUUAUGUGUAAGCCCUGAGGAGGCAGCGUUUUCUGGGCUUCUCUUUGGUUCUCUCUCUCCAGAAGGUUCUGCUGGUUCUCUCAGCUCUGGGUACCCGGCACUACAUCGCGCCGCCAUGAUGGGCCAUCGUCCCGUGCUCGUGCUCAGCCAGAACACAAAGCGUGAAUCUGGAAGAAAAGUUCAAUCUGGAAACAUCAAUGCUGCCAAGACUAUUGCAGAUAUCAUCCGAACAUGUUUGGGGCCCAAGUCCAUGAUGAAGAUGCUUUUGGACCCAAUGGGAGGCAUUGUGAUGACCAAUGAUGGCAAUGCCAUUCUUCGAGAGAUUCAAGUCCAGCAUCCAGCAGCCAAGUCCAUGAUUGAAAUUAGCCGGACACAGGAUGAAGAGGUUGGAGAUGGGACCACAUCAGUAAUUAUUCUGGCAGGGGAAAUGCUGUCCGUUGCUGAACACUUCCUAGAGCAGCAGAUGCACCCAACAGUGGUGAUCAGUGCUUACCGUAAGGCAUUGGAUGAUAUGAUCAGCACCCUUAAGAAAAUCAGUUCCCCUGUUGACGUCAAUAACCGAGAUACGAUGCUGAACAUCAUCAACAGCUCUAUUACUACCAAAGCAAUCAGUAGAUGGUCCUCUUUGGCUUGCAACAUUGCCCUAGAUGCUGUCAAAACUGUACAGUUUGAGGAGAAUGGCCGAAAGGAGAUUGAUAUCAAGAAGUAUGCCAGGGUGGAAAAAAUACCUGGAGGCAUCAUUGAAGACUCAUGUGUCUUACGUGGUGUCAUGAUUAACAAAGACGUGACCCAUCCACGAAUGCGACGCUACAUCAAGAACCCUCGCAUUGUGCUGCUGGACUCUUCUCUGGAAUACAAGAAAGGAGAAAGCCAGACUGACAUUGAGAUCACACGAGAGGAAGACUUCACCCGAAUUCUUCAAAUGGAAGAGGAGUACAUUCAACAGCUCUGUGAGGACAUUAUUCACCUAAAGCCUGAUGUCGUCAUCACAGAAAAGGGGAUUUCAGAUUUAGCUCAGCACUACCUCAUGCGGGCCAAUAUCACGGCUAUCCGAAGAGUCCGGAAGACGGACAAUAAUCGCAUUGCUAGAGCCUGUGGGGCCCGCAUAGUCAGCCGACCAGAGGAAUUAAGAGAAGAAGAUGUUGGCACAGGAGCAGGCUUAAUGGAAAUCAAGAAAAUUGGAGAUGAAUACUUUACUUUCAUCACUGAGUGCAAAGAUCCCAAGGCCUGCACCAUUCUCCUCCGGGGAGCUAGCAAAGAGAUUCUUUCGGAAGUAGAGCGAAACCUCCAAGAUGCCAUGCAAGUGUGCCGUAAUGUUCUCCUGGAUCCUCAGCUGGUGCCAGGAGGUGGGGCCUCUGAGAUGGCUGUGGCCCAUGCCUUGACAGAAAAAUCCAAGGCUAUGACUGGUGUGGAACAGUGGCCAUACAGGGCUGUUGCCCAGGCCCUAGAGGUCAUCCCUCGCACCCUGAUCCAGAACUGUGGGGCUAGCACCAUCCGUCUACUUACCUCCCUCCGGGCUAAGCACACCCAAGAGAAUUGUGAGACCUGGGGUGUAAAUGGUGAAACAGGUACUUUAGUGGAUAUGAAAGAAUUGGGCAUCUGGGAGCCACUGGCGGUGAAGCUCCAAACAUAUAAAACAGCGGUGGAGACUGCAGUUCUGCUGUUGCGGAUUGAUGACAUCGUCUCGGGUCACAAAAAGAAAGGUGAUGACCAGAGCCGGCAAGGCGGCGCUCCUGAUGCUGGCCAGGAAUGAGUGGUGACUAGGCGACCUCAACACACGGAGCCAGCAGAGUCUCUCUCUCCCUGAGCCAGACUGUCAAGGACACUGUGGAUGUCUUUGUUUGGAAGGGAUCAGGUUGAGAGACAGCCCCCGGUCUCUUUCUGUCCCAGCUCAGUUUGCAAAAGGCACUGACACGUAAUUCUUCUCUAUUGUAAGCUUUCCAUUUAGUUCGCUUCCGAUGAUUAAAUCUAAGUCAUUGGAGACA